CCAACCCAAUCCCAAAGACGAAGAAGAAGGUGACCAUGAGUGGCUGGUGAACACAACGCGAAUAGGAAUUAUAAAAUUAGUUCAUGCUCUUCCUCCAUCGCGGGUUACCGUAACAUUGCAGCAUUUUACACAUGUCGGUGAAAGAGUCACAUAACGAGAAUUUGAGGCAUAUCUUUAGAGGUUGCAGUCGGUUGAACCUGCCUGGGGAAGGAAUCGAAGGUUUUCAACAAGGGUAGGCGUUUGAUAACUAGCAACGUUUAAGGGAUAUCAGCGGUAGCCUUGUCUUCAUAGCUAUCGAUAAAAGCAUACAAUAGCCAUGGACCUGCAAAAUAAAGAUAUCAUUCCCAGAGAGAUUCUGCCAGUUGUUGUCAUCGGUAACGGCCCCUCGGGCAUCUGCCUGUCAUAUCUGUUGUCAGGUUACACCCCCUACCUGUCUCCAGAGGGCACUCACCCUAACCCCCUACUGCAAGGCAAGCUGGAUCAACAGCCUCGUUUGUCAUUGUUGGAGCUGGACCUGGAGUACCUGUGUGAGGGACUAGAGGGCCGCUCCUCCAACCCCGUGGCUGUGCUGUUUGACUCCCUGCUCCUGCCAGACAGUGACUUUGGGCUGGACCAUGCCUCACCCCUGCUUUGGCGCUACGAACCGGAGCGGGCCACCCCACACCUGGUGCUUGGCAAAGGACCUCCAGGAGGAGCCUGGCAUGCGAUGGAAGGCUCCAUGCUCACUCUCAGCCUGGCUAACUGGAUGGAACUGCCCGGCCUGAAGCUUAAAGAGUGGAUGAGAGAAAAGCGCAGGAACGUCCGUAACGACAGGGCCACCCCCACCGAGAUUGCCUCCUACUACCAGCACUAUGUCAACCAGAUGGGCCUGGAGGACAGCUUCGCCUGCGGCACCACCGUCACCUCCAUACAGAGGGUGAACUGCGAGGGGGCCAGCAGCCGUUCCUUUUGGAAAGUCCAGGGGACCCAGAAGAGGGAGGCUGACGAGCUGGGGGAAGGAAGUCUGUCAGAGGUCCCCUUUAUAGUAUGCGCAGACUCCGUGGUUCUGGCCACGGGCACCCAUGACAUCCCGGCCCGUCUGGGUGUGGAAGGUGAGGGUCUCCCCUUUGUGUGCCACAGCUUCUGGGAGCUGGAGGCAGCAAUCUCCAGAGGCCAGCUGGACCACACCUCAGACCCGGUACUGGUGGUGGGAGCCGGGCUGACAGCGGCCGACGCUGUCCUGGCAGCUCACCACCUCAACACGCCUGUGUACCACGCCUUCCGGCGCUCGGUCACCGACCCAGGCCUCAUCUUCAACCAGCUUCCCAAGCUCCUCUACCCUGAGUACCACAAGGUGCACCAGAUGAUGACACAGCAGCAGCAUGGCCAAGACAUCCCCAGCUCUGGGGGAAUGGGCACCCUGGUGGACCAACAGGAAAACAACACCGCCUCCAUGUCCACUGGCUCCUACCCAGGCUACGUCAGCCUGCCCAAACACCGGGUGGUGGCCUUCAAGCCUGACAGGAAGUGCGUGCUGGAGGGGGAGGACGGAUGUCGCACCGUGCUGCAGGUCUCCAUGGCCCUGGUGCUGAUUGGCGCCCACCCCAACCUGUCCUUCCUCCCUGAGAACGGACGGCCCCUCGGCCUCAACCCCCAGGAGCCAAUCACGUGCCGGCGGAACCCCCUGGAAGUUGACCCAUACACGUACGAGUCGGUGUCAGAGGGGGGUCUGUACGCCAUGGGGCCUCUAGUUGGGGAGAACUUUGUCCGCUUCCUCAAGGGGGGAGCUUUAGCCAUCGCUAGCGACCUCGCCAAGAAGCAGCGGGCCAAGGAGGGGAAUCUCACCACCCUGCGUGUGUCCUAGACUCCUAGGGGUUAAGAGUUGCGACAGGAGUAAACUGCUCCUAAGGCCUGUGUUGUUAUUAUUAUUAUUAUUAUUAUUAUUAUGUAGGCUGGGCUGGUCAGCUCAGGCUAAAAGACUGAAGCGCAAUCUGUGACAAUACGACCUGCACCAGUCCCAAUAUUCCUCAAAGGACAUUGCCACUCUCUCUGACUCCGCUGAGAGAUUAAUUUAAUAUUUUUACCAGGGCAGGAGAUUAGGCCGGGUUGAUGUGUAGCUAAUCAUAUGGUGCAAGGGUAGAAUCCAAUGAGUAUAGAGUACCACAGUAUGAGUCAUAAUACCCAUAGAACAUAGCGGUCAAACAGGCGGUCAAACAGGCGAAUGGUUCCAAUAGUGUUUACACCAUUUUCCCCAUAGGGGAUGAACUAUAAAUGCCAUUAUUAUCUGGAUGAGACUGCUGACUCGAGGCAAAGGUAAGAAUAUCUGUAUGAACUAUGAUAGCUAAAUGUAGUAAUUAAGAAAUUGGCAAAAUGUAUUUAAAUGGACAAUUCUGUGGUCUGGCUUGUGUAAUUUUAAAUUGACACAAUACCUCUUAGCAAAGGUGUCAGAUUUGUAGUUUUGCAGGGAUUUGUAGUUUUGCAUGUCUGCUUUGAUGUGAAUUAGCAUUUUCAAAUCAGUAAAUAGGACCUAAUAUAUUGAUAAAAGUCACCUUGUCCUAGAGAGAUUUACAUGGUUAUCCAAGCGUCAUGCCAGGGUAAGCCUACACGAAACACGGCACUUAUUUUAAGUGUUUCUAAAAUCCCCUAUGGGAAAAAUGUGGAAAAACAGUUGGAGCCAUUUCCCUGUUUGACCACUAGAUUUGAUGGGUAUUAUGACACCUCCACUGUGGGGCGCAAUUUGGUUCCUCAUCAAGUAUGCUAGCCCUAUACUACAUAUGUAGUUUGAGUUAGCAAGGUAACUCUGAGUUCAACUUUGGAUAACCAGUACCAUGAAAGUGGCUCACCUUAUAGCCAGGUAAAUGUUCUAUGGCCACGAAUCCUUCAGAACUAACCUGCUCCAGGGCAGGUUAACUCGGGUCUAAAUGCAUUUAACCUGAAUUAAGUGUUUUAGCCACGAGUUGAGGACCAAUAAAGUCAGAUUCCCUCAUUCUCCCCAAGAUUGCGUCAUCAUCCACUUAAUUUGAGGAAGAUGACUGAUUUUAAAUAUUUAUUCAUCAAUUGUUUUUGUUAAAAUAGUCAUUUUAAAAUACCUAUCACAUUACACAUUAAGUAAUGACAAAUGCAUUUGAAACUUCAUGCACAGUAAAACCUUUUUUGACUUAAUUCAAUUAUUUUAUUGGUAGGGUUGUGGAAUAAAGGUGCUAGUGCAUUGAUAUCCACAGCAAAGUAAUAAAAUAAAGAUGGCACUCCUAAAAGUCUAUUUCACACAACAGCCUGCUGAAUUUACUUAACUUUUUGGCACAAAUUAAAAUGGCACUGACUUGCCCAUGCAUUGUCUCAAUGAAGAGUUCAUGGUUCAACUAGCCACGAGCGACAUGCAGUUAGUUAUAAGCCUGCUAGAGUUCGCGGCAGGCGGAACAGCAAUAUCCACCGUCGUAGUACGGACGAAGCCUGAGCUGAAAUGGGAAAACCCUGUGUUAGCUAUAGGUUUCUUUGUUGUAUACCCCUCUUGUUUGAAAACUCAAACGCCAACGUAACUUCUCAGCUAAAUCUUUGAGAUUAGCUCUUUUGUUGCAUUGGUUUUCCAUUGUAAAUCCAUUUUGAAAGUGUAGAAACACAUUACAUUUACCAUGCCAUGACGUUUAAUGGAUUCUCUGAAAUGAGAAUGGUAUCGUAUUAAUUUAAUUUUUACGGACCUGUAUGUUUGCCUUUCUGCAAUAUCCAAUGAAAAAUGAAGUAUCUUUGUACGAUAAUCAUCCCUAUGUCAGCAACUGUGUCUAUAUUAGCAUCUUUCACAAACAAGAAUUUGAGCUUGCCAAGCGGAGUUUGUUGUUUCAUUCCUGGUAGUUUUUCAAUCUGUUAGACCUUUAAAUGUAUCUGUUUUAUUCUAUUUUUUUAACCAGAAGAUAUGUUUAAGGGGCUAUUCUCUUGAUUUAUUUGCAGUAAACACUUAAAGGUAAUAUGUUUGAAUUAAGAAUUAGUGUCAGUUUAUCACCAUGAUCAUGCUCAAUUUGAGACUAGGCUAAUUAGGAAAUCUAUGUUUAAGGCCCAUGUGCAUUCUCACCAAUCUGGGGUGACUUUCCUGAAAGCUUUGUAGCCAAUGUUGUAUUUUAAUUAUCUUGACAACCCAGACACCGCUCUUAAUUCGUUCACAUACAGAUUGACUACUAAAUGUUGCUACUUUCUCACUGAUAUGGGUCUGGGUGGUGGAGACUGUGUACUGUCAGCUGUUAAGCUUCAGGGAAACACUUAUUUUUAUCAUCCAGAGAGAAUUGUCAUUUUGUGCUAUCGGUUUUCUCUUGUACAUGUUUGUCCAGAUGGUGCCUUGGCCAAUUGCAUACUCUGAGCUUCUGUUACUGCCCCAGCAGCAUUUGAUCUCGAGCCAGUGCCUUAAGACACAUUGCCAUUACCAAACUGGAAAUGUAUAAACUUAUCAUACAACCACUAGGUGGCCACAUCAAAAAUUAUAUUAUUCCACAGGUGUACAAAAAGUGUAUUGAAGGCCUAUAAUGCUCUUGUAAAGUUGUGGGGCCAUGUAUUAAGACAUCCUUUAAGAGACAAUAUUCAUAUGUCAACCAGAAACAUUUUAAACAUGUCUAAUUGAAUCUAGUUUAGAAACUAGUUACAAAUACAUUCAAAGCAGCGCACUAUUGACAGUCUCUUUAAAGGCAGCUCUAUGAGUGUCAUGAAAAAAUACAACAUAGUUGGUUUCAUAUGGCUCCUUAGCACUUGCUACACAAGGCAGUAAGACCAAUGACCCACUGGUCUUUUCCAUGCCAGAUGUUUGUCCAAUCUUACAUUUUAAACUGUUACACAAUGCUAAGUUCUUCUUAAAAAUAAAUGUAAGAUACACUUUUUUUUCUUCAUUCAUUCAUGGUCUCAGACAAUCGUUUUGAAAUCCGCAGAACCCUGACCGAUCAAUAGAAAAGAGACCCGAUGCAAUAUUUUCAGAGAAUCUAAUAUUGUUUUUGUUCACAUUUGCUAUAAAUUGUUCUUCACCACUGUAACCAAAUUCUGAGAGUUGUGGAUCAUUGGUUGUUUAUUUUUGGGAAAAUGUUCAUUCAAAAAGUUUGAUAGGUGGCUAUCAUGAUUUCACUUGAGUGUUUUCCAUGUUGAUUUACAUGCACUACAAAUGCAGGAUUUUCUAUGGAUCCUUUGUAUUAAAUAUACUAUUUUCAA
Messenger RNA from Oncorhynchus keta (chum salmon), 5157 nucleotides. RefSeq names its product oxidative stress induced growth inhibitor 1 (gene osgn1). The transcript has 6 exons. The record is from RefSeq and is a predicted model, not a curated record. Bases 317 to 1843 code for a protein of 508 amino acids. Lineage: Eukaryota; Metazoa; Chordata; Actinopteri; Salmoniformes; Salmonidae.